AUGGUUGCGCCUGCUGCGAAGCGAAUUAAAACGCUUUCGGUUAUACGUCCCAUUAUCUAUGGCAAUACGGCUAAGAAGAUGGGGCCUUACAGGCCCCCAAAUGCGCCGAGUGAGCAUACCCACAUGUGGACUAUAUUUGUCAGAGAUCCUCGAGGCGAAGAUGUAUCAUAUUUUAUUAAGAAAGUGGUAUUUAAACUGCAUGAGACUUAUCCUAAUCCAGUUCGUGUCAUAGAAGCGCCACCUUUUGAGUUAACGGAGACAGGCUGGGGUGAAUUUGAAAUUAAUGUUAAAAUUCACUUUGUAGAGGAAGCAAAUGAGAAAAUGUUGAAUUUCUAUCAUCACUUGAGACUUCAUCCAUACUUUACAGAGGAGCAAGAUAAGCAAGGAGAGUUAUCUCAAGAUGAAGUCAGUUCUAUAUACUAUGAUGAGAUUGUGUUCAAUGAACCCAACGAGGCGUUCUUUGCUAAGAUGAUCGAAAAACCAGGUAAUUUACUUCCGUCUAAUAAAACUAGAGACUGUGUAUUCUCAAGACAACUGGAGCAGGAGGAGCGAGAUAGGAUUAAAAUAGGUAUUGAGAAAGUUGAUAAAGAAAUAGAAGAACUAAAGCAGAAGUUACAAUCUGAUUUAUACAAGCCAUAG
Molecule: messenger RNA, 639 nt
Organism: Eremothecium cymbalariae DBVPG#7215
Lineage: Eukaryota; Fungi; Ascomycota; Saccharomycetes; Saccharomycetales; Saccharomycetaceae
Gene: YAF9
Product: YEATS domain-containing protein YAF9
Exons: 1
Coding region: 1-639 (212 amino acids)
Biological process (GO): regulation of DNA-templated transcription
Source: RefSeq, a predicted model, not a curated record